This is a messenger RNA of Pseudomassariella vexata, 3345 nucleotides long. RefSeq lists its product as uncharacterized. Lineage: Eukaryota; Fungi; Ascomycota; Sordariomycetes; Amphisphaeriales; Pseudomassariaceae. The coding region runs from base 1 to 3345 and encodes 1114 amino acids. The transcript has 3 exons. The record is from RefSeq and is a predicted model, not a curated record.
AUGAACCGGAUCAGAGAGACGCUGGCCCGCCUAACGCGCGCCGCACGUGGAUCACGCGAUGAAACCGCCACCUUUCGCCGCACUACCAACGCCGUCCGCGGCUCCUCCCUGGACGACGUUGAAUACGGUCCGUUAGUUCUCUACAACGAGAUUCAGGACGGCGAGGAGGGCGUCGAUAUUGUCCUGGUCCACGAUCUGUAUGGGAACCGCAUCAGCAGCUGGACUAAGGGGGCCGUUUGCUGGCCUCGCGACCUACUCGCCCAUGAUUUGCCCGGCGCCCGUGUCAUUGUCUGGGGAUGGGCCAGCGCUGGCUUUGCGGACCAAGCCGACCUGCUGCUGGCUGACAUUUCGCGCAUGCGCAAUGGCACAACCCGGCCCAUCAUCUUCGUGGGCCACGGCCUGGGUGGCGUCGUUAUCAAGGAAGCCCUCGUCACGGCCGCCAUGUCAAGAAUUUACGGCUCUCACACGUCACUGGGCAAUGUCUACCCCAAGACAGUCGGAUGCAUAUUUCUGGGUACGCCCCAUACCCGGAGCGGGAAACGUUCUUUAGGCGACGUCGUCGCCGCCGCGGCGCUGCUCGCGCCACGCACACCGAGUCUGCCGUUGUUGCGGGCGCUGAGGGACAGCAAUGAAACCUUGGAGCAGCAGCAUGGCACUUUUCUGAUGAUUUCGAGAGAUAUCAGGGUUGUGUGCAUGCGGGAGGAGCUCCCGACGAUGGUUAGAGAUCCCGAGGCACCAGGGGGUGGGAAAGGGGCGAUGGCUCAAGUCAUGAUCCCAAGGGAUUGUGCUGCGUAUGCUGGAAACAUUGCCGCCAACGUGACAAGAGAUGAGAUAAGGGCAAAUCACGCCGACAUAGCGAGGUUUGCGGAAAGGGAUGACUUGGGCUACCUGCAGAUCGUGGCCCACCUCUCCAGAAUGUCCUGCGGCCCUUCGCCGGCGCAAGUUGAGGCGAGGGCUAUUCGCAACCAAGAAAUCCUCGAUACACUGUACUUCGACACUAUGAGGGAACGCGAAGCCCGCAUAGAUAGUGCUUACGGCCAAACCUGCGAAUGGAUAUUGUCGCCCAAAGUCUCCCCUUUCCAUGAUUAUUUGAAAUCCAAUGAUCCUAUUCUGUGGAUCAGUGGCAAGGCUGGCUCCGGCAAGUCGACUCUCAUGAAGUAUGCAUGGUCCUCGGAGAAAGUCAAGCACGAGCUCGCCGAUGGCUGGGCCAAGGACGGCGAUCUGCAUAUGGCCUGCUUCUUCAUGUUCGAGGGUGGGAACCGCAUCCAGAAGAGCUACGAAGGCAUCCUGCGGAGCGUGUUGUACCAGGUUCUGUCGACACGGACCGAUCUUAUCAAUGUUUGCUUUCCCAGCUUCUUUGACGGCCCAUGGCCGCCACCCACCCAAUUCAAUAGCAUCACCAACCUAAACCAGGGGGUGUACUCCCUUUUUGCCCAUAUGUCGGAGACUUUGCGUCUCUUCGUCUUCCUGGAUGGGAUCGAUGAGUACCGCAUCAUGGAACGAAAGGAUUACUACGCCAAAGAGGAUCUCGAAAUCGCCUAUGGCGACGACUUCGAUACCAACGAUGAAGCGUGGGGACGAAGCAAAUGGAUCAACGACUCGCACCAGGAGAUCGCCAAGCUUGUCACCUCCAUGGCCAGCAAAGACGUCGUCAAGUUUAUCAUCACGUCUCGCGAACUGCCUAUUUUCGACGAGGCGUUUGCCGACCUACCCAAAAUCAGACUCCAGGAACAUACCGAGAAAGCCAUUGCCAUGUACGUGGAAGGCCGGCUUGAAGAUGAGGCGCCUGGUCUGCCCGACUCAAAGAACCUUUGCAAGCAUGUGGCGCAGAAGAGCAGAGGGGAUAUACUCUGGGCCAAACUAGCCAUCGACAUGGUGGUCGAUUGCAGUUUACGUACAUUAAAGCCCACUCUGGACUCUCUACCGACACAACUCGGCGGGCCCGAUGGGCUGUAUAUGCGCAUGCUGGAGAAUCUGAGCUCGGAAUACCAGUGUGAUGCCAACCGAAUAUUCCACCUUGUUCUCAAGGCGCAGGAGCCCCCAAGUUUGCUCACUCUCGCGUUCGCCGAGGAAGGCCACGUAGACCCUGUCACCAAGGAGCUGCGGAUCACCCUCGACAGCGCGCAACCUCACACUAGAGCCUCUAUCCAAAAAUUGACGGAUAACCAGCAGGCACGCCUGCAAACGCGCUGUGCCGGACUCCUCGUGGCUGAAGCUGAACCGAGCGACAACUCUGUUGAAAUGGCCCAACGCGUCGUCUUCGUGCAUCAAACGUCCAAAGAAUGGGUCGGUCGCAAGGAUGUCUGGCAACGGCUUCCCUCGACCCCGGUUCUCGACGAAGUCGAGCUCGACUUUUCGCUCCUGAGCGGCUGCGUGCGCCACCUCAUGGCCUUCGACGUACACACAUCAGCCGUGUCCGUCUGGUCCACGCCGAAAUUCCUCCCCGACGCCUGGUUCCUCAUCGCCAACACCCUGCGGUACGCCGAACGCAUUGAUGGCUCCCUCGGUGACGACGCGAAGAAUCAUUACUUCGCCCUGAUGGACGCCCUGGAUAUGACGUGUCAAGCAGCCUGGAUGACGGCGUUGCAUUCCCAGAAGCCCAUUAAUCAAGACCCGGAUUGGUACGAGCGCAAGAUGCAGAGUCUCGUCAAGAAGCACUGGGCGAGCCUCGAGCCUAUGGAGGUGGGCAAGUCGCCCAAAAGGAAGGACUUUUUGGCUCUGGCCGUACAGGCCAAUCUGCUCCAAUACGUGGCGCACAAAUUGGAAAGUCUCGACCCAGAAAUGCGCAAGAAAAAAGCGCAGGAGUUGCUCGUGUACUGCGUCAGCCCGCACGCCGAAGGCUUCAGCGCGUGUGUGAGCCUGAGUGGCGAUUGUCUCGACUUCCACCGCGACAUGCCCGAUACGCGACUCCUAGACAUUCUCUUCGACAGCGGGGCUAGCGUUAAAGAUUCCGACGACGAUAAAAAUACCAAUUCCAGCAAAACCUGGAUCAAGGCCCUGAAAACAGGCCGGCGGUACUUCUCCCGAGGCAGCGCAACCAUGUCGCACCUAAUGGAGACGGGGGCCAGCCGACGGCUGAUGCUGAAUCGGGAACGGUGGGUAGCGGCAGUCAAGGCGCUGCUGCUGCACGGCGCGGACCCGAAUGUGGAGAUCCAGAUCACGGGUACUGGCACCGGAGCGGGACUGAACGCCGGCGGUAUCGGGGAGGAGAAUGGAAGCACGGAUAUCGUGGUGGCGGGGGAUUUCAUCCGGGGAACUUUGGAGGGGGAGCCUGAGUACGCGUUGGAGUUGAUGGAGUUGGAGAUGAUUAUGGGGAGGAGAGGGAGUGUGCAGAUCAAUAGUUGA